AUGGGUGCCGCUAAGAACACUUUCAGGCGCAGCCGGCCAAUCAACCAGAACAUCAUCGUCGGCUUGAUCCUUUUCUACCUCCCUGGUAUCUACACUACUCUGACCGGUUUAGGAGCGGGCGGAGGAAAGCCUUCCUCUAGCGUUGUGGCCAACCAAACAAAUGCCAUUCUUUACGGAAUGUUCACGCUGUUUGCCUGUCUGGGUGGCACCAUUGUUAACCUUAUACGACCUCGUCUCUCCCUGAUGGUGGGCAGUCUUGGUUACCCGCUUUACGUCGGAGGUCUCUGGUAUUUCGAUGUCACCGGUCAUUCCUGGUUUCCUCUCUUCGGCGGUGCUGUUUUGGGAGUUCUUGCUGGUAUCCUCAUGACUUGUGCCGGUAUGAUUGCAACGUCUUAUGCAGAAGAGAGGGAGAAGGUUCCUCGCCAUGCAAUGGAUGAUUCGAGCAGUGGGAGCCAGCACUGGCGCACCAUCUCAUUCGCAGUCAAUAUCGAUCAGACCAAAGCUGGUGGAGUCUCGGGGGCUGUUUAUAUUGUGUUUAUUAUCAUCCAGUGCAGCUCCCUCCUUCUCUCUGCGUUUUUGAUCAUUGAUCCGAAGGACGUCGUUCGCGAUGACGGCACUCAUCUAGAAUGA
Venustampulla echinocandica is the source of this 630-nucleotide messenger RNA. RefSeq lists its product as uncharacterized. The coding region runs from base 1 to 630 and encodes 209 amino acids. Lineage: Eukaryota; Fungi; Ascomycota; Leotiomycetes; Helotiales; Pleuroascaceae. The transcript is spliced from 3 exons. The record is from RefSeq and is a predicted model, not a curated record.